GAAGAAGAAAAAGACGAAGAAGACGAAGAAGAGGCUAGUCAUAUGAAGCGGAAGAGAAGUUGUCCUUACAUCAUGCUAAAUGUCAGCUAGUGUGGAUUUUCUUUUCUUUUUUUUCUAGUUUUAUGCAACUGGACACUUGGCUAAGAAUCUUCUGGAAGUGACAACAGCACCCAGGAUGUUGGCACUCAGGUGCAUUUCAGGGGAAAUGCGCGGACUUCUGCGGCUGCCGAGGACAUCGCCAGAGGUUCCACGGCAACUUUUGGGCCGACCUCCUGCGCCGACUCCCGCCCGCCUCUUUUCCCGAGGCCGGCCGUCGCCGGACAAGUUGAAGCUGAGGACCCGCGUGGCCGUGACGCUGGUGCUGAGCGGCGGGCUGCUGGCGGCGUGGGCUCUGCUCGGCGCCGAGAAGCGGCAGAAGGAACGGCGGGUGCGCGCCGAGCAGCUGCGGCGGGCGGCCUUGGGUCAGGGCGACUUCAGCCUGGUGGACCACCACGGGCGGCGCCGCGGCAAGCGAGACUUCCUGGGCCGUUGGGUGCUGCUCUACUUCGGCUUCACGCGCUGUCCCGACAUCUGCCCCGACGAGCUGGACAAGAUGAGCGCGGCCGUGGCCGAUCUGGACCGGGACGCGUCGCUGCCGCCCGUGCAGCCGCUCUUCAUCACCGUCGACCCCGAGCGCGACCACGUGGACGCGCUGGCCCGCUACGUCAAAGACUUCCAUCCUCGACUGGUGGGCCUGACGGGCACGGCGGACGAGGUGAAGGAGGCGGGCCGCGACUACCGCGUGUACGCCAGCCGCGGACCCCCGGAUGAGGACGGCGACUACCUGGUGGACCACUCGAUCCUCAUCUACCUGGUCAGCCCGCAAGGACUCUUUGUGGACUACUACAACCGCCUCAAGGACAAGGAGCACAUCGUGCGCAGCGUGCGCCGCCACAUGGCCGAACACGACCGACUGCAGCGCUCGUGAUGUCCGUGUGACCAAAGGUGAAACGGCUGCGCUAACUGUCCGCGUUGAGUCGAGAUGAGGAAUUUAGCAAAUAUCCCCAAAUGGAAAAACAAUCGGCGACAUUGCUUUCAGGCUCCACGUGAUUUGCCGGUUUCGGUGAGAGGUCCGUUCACAACUGGGAAUUUUACUCGGUCCCGACCUCGGCGGGACCAAUAAAUAUUCAAAUUGAAAUGAGACUCCAAAGAAAGAAGAUGGUGUGUAAAAAGCAGAAGCAGGUGGUGUAAAUAUUUGUUUGGGGGCCUCGUCCUGCGCUCGUCACGUGGACUGGCGGCGAAUCCCAACCGACUCGUUACUCCUUGUCCCGUUGCAAAAUAAAGACUUCAUGGUACACCGAAUGAAAAAUCUCAUCUGAGUAUUUGAAAACUAUCUGGAGCGCCCCGGUCGAGUCCUGCUCGCAGUGAGGAUUUUGUCACAAUACCGGAGAAUUUUUGCAAAAUGCUUCUUUGAAUUGGAAAUUUGGCUGACUUGAACCAGGAGCCCUCGCGGCAUCUGCGCUUUAUGAAAUGUGCACAUUCACGCCAGCUGCCAACAUCUGCCACUUAACAUUAGCUGGCCAGCCGUCAUCAAUAAGUUGCACGUGUGGAAUUCGCCUUGCAUAACUUUCUCCAAUUCAUCCGGUCUUCCGCGAACUCCCGUG
This is a messenger RNA of Syngnathoides biaculeatus (alligator pipefish), 1643 nucleotides long. RefSeq names its product protein SCO2 homolog, mitochondrial (gene sco2). NCBI's taxonomy places the organism in Eukaryota, Metazoa, Chordata, Actinopteri, Syngnathiformes, Syngnathidae. Gene Ontology annotation, molecular function: copper chaperone activity; copper ion binding. Bases 176 to 967 code for a protein of 263 amino acids. The record is from RefSeq and is a predicted model, not a curated record. The transcript has 3 exons. Gene Ontology annotation, cellular component: mitochondrial inner membrane. Gene Ontology annotation, biological process: intracellular copper ion homeostasis; mitochondrial respiratory chain complex IV assembly.